This is a messenger RNA of Colossoma macropomum (tambaqui), 1460 nucleotides long. RefSeq names its product atypical chemokine receptor 3a (gene ackr3a). Gene Ontology annotation, molecular function: chemokine binding; G protein-coupled receptor activity; coreceptor activity. The record is from RefSeq and is a predicted model, not a curated record. Lineage: Eukaryota; Metazoa; Chordata; Actinopteri; Characiformes; Serrasalmidae. Gene Ontology annotation, biological process: angiogenesis; vasculogenesis; immune response. The transcript has 2 exons. The coding region runs from base 101 to 1192 and encodes 363 amino acids. Gene Ontology annotation, cellular component: membrane.
AGCUUCUGCUCAUGCAGUUAUAAUCUCCGCCUUUCCGCGCGCAGCGAACGCUGUAACACCACCGCGCUCUAAGCCCGAGCAGAUCCUCUACUAGUAAAAAAUGAGCUUCACUGCCGGUGAACUCUCUGACUUAUUCACUGCAUGGAAUGGCCUCAAUAUGACAGACCAUCACAACAUGUCACAGGUAGAGACCCAAAUGUGCCCCACCUACUUCAGACGUUCAGCCCUCCUCCAGACCAUGUGCACCCUCUACGUCCUCAUCUUUGUGGUGGGUGUGGCUGCCAAUGGCUUGGUAAUCUGGAUCAACCUACGCUCAGAGCGUCGACACCGUCAUGAGAUGCACUUGUACAUUCUCAACCUGGCUGUGGCUGAUCUAUGUGUGGUGACCACACUUCCUAUAUGGGCAAGCUCACUUGCACAGGAGGGUCAUUGGCCCUUUGGUCAAGCUGCCUGCAAGCUGACUCACCUGACCUUCAGUGUUAGCCUGUUCGCUAGCAUCUUCUUCUUGGCCUGCAUGAGUGUGGAACGUUACCUGACCGUGGUUUGGACAGACGACGCCUUCUUUCGAUGGGAAAAGACUAUGCGGCGUCUGGUCUGUGCUGGAGUAUGGCUAGUUGCUCUGAUUGCUUCAGUGCCUGAUACCUACUUCCUCCAAUCGGUUAAGUCUGUGCACAGCGAUGUGACCUUGUGCCGUCCUGUUUACCCAGAAAACAACCAAAUGGAGUGGAUGGUGGGCCUGCAAUUAAGCUUUGUAGUGUUGGGUUUUGCUGUGCCCUUCUCUGUCUUUGCCACCUCAUCCGUGCUGCUAGCAAGUGCUCUGGCCUCUUCAAAUAGGGACCCAGACUGUAGUGUCAAUAAGAAGAACAUCCUUACUUAUAUUGUGGUCUUCCUGGCCUGCUGGGCACCAUAUCAAGGAGUCCUCCUGGCAGAUGCCCUGGCCAUGCUGGGGCUGCUACCACUUAGCUGUGAGGCAGAGAAUGGACUCUAUGUUGCGCUGCACCUCACCCAGGGCUUGUCCCUGCUCCACUGCUUCCUGAACCCAGUGGUCUACAGCUUCUCACGGUGCCACUAUCGCCACAACCUCAUGAAAGCUUUCACCUUCAAAUACUCUAUCCGCACAGGCCUCGCACACCUCAUAGAAGGCAUUCAGGGCACCGAGCGAGAGUACACAGCUUUUGAGAACCAGCUGUGAUGUAGGACCUUCUGGACUCCAAGUUCUGAACUUUAAAACAAAGAAUGUUUUAGAGUUUGAAAUUCCACAUUAAUGGAAAUUUGUAUUUGCAUUUAGAAAUCAGAGGAGGGAACUAGACCUGUCAGAAUGCCCUUCUUGCUAAUAAAAAAAGACUUCUGAAAUGUGUGUAAGGCCAGCACUCAUCCAGAACCAGCAGUUUUCUUUGCAAUACAGAUGUUAUAAAAUAGAUGUAGGUCAACAUGUAAUACAAUAAGUGUAAUGCAAUAAA